GGGACCGGCGCUUGGUGAGAGCGUGCGGCCAGAUUCGCCACAACAUGGCAAAUCUUUUUAUAAGGAAGAUGGUGAACCCUCUGCUAUAUCUCAGUCGUCACACAGUGAAGCCUCGAGCCCUCUCCACAUUUCUGAUGGAAUCCCUUCGAGGUGCAGCCCCCGUGGCUGUGAAACCCGGGGCAGAAGUGCGCUCACUUCUCUCACCCGGCCUCCUGCCCCGCCUGCUGCCCGCACUGGGUUUCAAAACCAAGGCUGUUCUUAAGAAGCGCUGCAAGGACUGUUACCUGGUGAAGAGGCAGGGCCGGUGGUACAUCUAUUGUAAAACCAACCCGAGGCACAAGCAGAGACAGAUGUAGACCCUUUCCCUCCAGAGUCACGCACAUACUCAUCAUUGCGUCACUUGGGA
This is a messenger RNA of Rhinopithecus roxellana (golden snub-nosed monkey), 406 nucleotides long. Its product is annotated as 39S ribosomal protein L36, mitochondrial. The record is from RefSeq and is a predicted model, not a curated record. The transcript has a single exon. Bases 45 to 356 code for a protein of 103 amino acids. Gene Ontology annotation, biological process: translation; ribosome biogenesis. Gene Ontology annotation, cellular component: ribosome; mitochondrial large ribosomal subunit. Gene Ontology annotation, molecular function: structural constituent of ribosome. NCBI's taxonomy places the organism in Eukaryota, Metazoa, Chordata, Mammalia, Primates, Cercopithecidae.